This is a messenger RNA of Polistes dominula (European paper wasp), 842 nucleotides long. RefSeq lists its product as uncharacterized. The record is from RefSeq and is a predicted model, not a curated record. NCBI's taxonomy places the organism in Eukaryota, Metazoa, Arthropoda, Insecta, Hymenoptera, Vespidae.
AAAAGUGUAUCGUGGAUAUGGAUUUCUCUUGUAUUAUGUUAUAUACGUUUUUUAUUCGUCACUUUUCGUUAAAUAACAAUGUUGCACGAGAAAGGAGAAUAUAAUCGAAUUGGAAACAAAAUUGGCUCUUUUCUGGAAUAAAAGAAAAGAAAGAAAAAUGAUACUUGCGUAAGAGAGAGAGAGGCUGGKUUCUUCUCACUACUUGUCGUACACACCCGGUUUUGUUUUUUCUUUAUUUCGAUAGCCCACCGCCACCACCACGGUCGUCUCUUUCGCUUUUUCGAGGGUUCGUCCAUUUCGUGUAUAAAAGCGAGAAUCUUCUCGGUUGAAUUCAUCAGUCGAAAACGCAUCGAAUCCUCAACAUGAACUCAAAGGUGUUUGCCCUUUUGUCCCUUGUGGCAUUAACUACAGCUGAAGUAACUUUGAACAAAGAUACGAAAAAAGAUAAACGAGGACUGUUUGAAUUUGGUUAUGGUUUAGGAUACUCGUCUCAGUACCCAUCAUCAAUUGGUAUUAGCCAUGGAGUGUCAACUGUCGUGACGAAAGAAGUUGCAGUACCAGUUCCGCACCCGGUCCCUGUAACUGUCGAGAAACAUGUCCCGGUUCCAGUCAAGGUGCCGUAUGCAGUACCGGUAGAUAGGCCGUACCCUGUACAUGUACCAAAGCCUUACCCAGUCGAAGUAACAAAGCAUGUUCCUGUUCCGGUUGACCGUCCUGUUCCAGUUCCAGUAAGUGUCCCGGUCAAGGUCCCAGUGCCAGCCCCAUACAUAGUCAAGGUACCUCAACCCUAUGGAGUCUAUGUUUCCUCCGACUUUUCUUAUGGUGGUCAUUCUUCUUGGUAA